AUGGACCAGUUCGGCGACGCAGAUGUGAUUGUCAAUGCAACUUUCCUUGCUUUGGCCACUUUAUUUCUGGCUGUGCGGUUCACAUCUCGCAUCCACAUCGCUCAUCGAGUAACAGGAUCGGACUAUGCGAUGCUGAUUGGCUGGGUUCUUGUCUGCGCUCUCUCGGUUGCCAACAUCUAUUCGACCACGAAAGGCCUCGGAUUUCGUGAAGGGGUUCUCGAAAGUUGGAGGAAUCCGCUGGCUCGGGCCGAGUAUGUUUUUGCUGUACUCUACUAUCCAGCCCUGGCGGCCAUCAAGGUAUCCAUCCUCCUGUUUUAUCUCACGCUGGCGAAAGAAGAGUUCCUCUUCCGACUUGGAAUCUAUAUCACUCUCGGUGUAGUCCUCCUGUCGACAACCGCUUUGACACUGGUCAACCUCUUCCCGUGUCGUCCUCUCUCGGCUUCCUUUCACAUUACAACACCUCCUGGGACCUAUUGUAUUGACAUUGUAGCUCUUUAUAUUUCCACUGCUCCCAUCAAUAUCGUCACCGAUGUUGCCAUUUUUUUUCUUCCAAUACCGAUCCUAUUGCGCAUGCGACUCCCCAGGAGGCAGAAGGCAAUUCUUCUUCUCACAUUCGGGACAGGCGUAUUUGUUAUUGUGAUAAGUGUCCUUCGCACAGAGUUUCUCUUACAGGCAGCAGUCUCCCGGGUGACUAAACACCAGCCACCGAGUGUCCACGAUUUGUCCUAUUAUGAUGCAUAUGUCUUUUUAUGGUCAACUAUCGAACUGUGCCUUGGUAUCAUGUGUGGCUGCGUACCUAUGUUAAAGCCUCUGGUCGCUCGUCUCUUUCCACGUAUCCUUAACGUUAGGCACCUUAGCAGUCAACGGGGUAUGUCUACCAGUGAAGGGACGGAGCAUGAGCUCCUCAGCUUGCCAGAAGCUGCUGCUGCCCCGCCUAGAAGGAAGACUAUCCGAGUAAGACGCUUUCCCCCGAUCCACCGCACCUCUUUCCACGAAACUUCGCAAUCGGCCUCUGGAGGUGGACCAGUCAACCCUCCCCUUGACUUUAUCCGAAUAACCAGGUCAAAGAACAUGCUAGAAAUGAGUGGACGAGAAUCUGUGAUGCCACUGACCGUGGUGUUCUUUAUUUUCUUGCUCUGGGGAUUUGCCUAUGGUAUCAUUACUACGUAUUACUGGCAGUUCCCACAGGUUACCCACUACAGCAGGGUCGUGAGCUUUGGGUUGCACGCCACUCUUUUCGGAGCCUACCUCUUUGGACCUCUUAUAGUGGCGAUGCCUAUUUUACAAAGGUGGGGCUUCAAAGCCACUAUCGUCACGGGCCUCUCGAUCUUCUGGUUCGGAAUGCUGCUAUUCUGGCCGGCUACAGUCCUCAUCUCACUCCCGGCGCUCCUCGUUGCAAGCUUUAUUGCUGGGCUAGGCGUUUCUAUUGUCGAAACGGCCGUGGAUCUCUUCGUUACCCUCUGCGGGAUAGUCGGUCUAGGGGCAAUGCGGCUGAGUAUCGCCCGAGGCAUUCAAGCUGCUGGUUGGACAACAUCGCGGUUGCUCGCCCAACAAGUCCUCUUCAAGUCCAGCACUAGUGCAGCAGCGUUGGUCUCCACUCAGUGGGUCUUUCUUGUUCUGGCGAUAGUAUCAUUAGUGCUGGCAGUGGUGUAUAGCUUCGUGCGGCUUCCAGAGGCAUCCGACGAAGAACUCGACGAACUUGCAAGGCGAUGUCAACAAGACCCCAGGGCUUCUGUGUGUGGUAUUCGAUACGCCUGGAUAACUAUGACCCUCGGAUUUCUGUCACAAUUCUGUACCAUUGGUGCCCAAGAAGCCCUUCAGACAAAUUUCACUUCUUUCGUAACAUUCAACGAACCACAGUAA
Messenger RNA from Penicillium daleae, 1863 nucleotides. RefSeq names its product MFS transporter. Lineage: Eukaryota; Fungi; Ascomycota; Eurotiomycetes; Eurotiales; Aspergillaceae. The transcript is spliced from 3 exons. The coding region runs from base 1 to 1863 and encodes 620 amino acids. The record is from RefSeq and is a predicted model, not a curated record.